Messenger RNA from Peromyscus californicus insignis, 2567 nucleotides. RefSeq names its product cadherin related family member 5 (gene Cdhr5). Gene Ontology annotation, molecular function: calcium ion binding; cadherin binding. Lineage: Eukaryota; Metazoa; Chordata; Mammalia; Rodentia; Cricetidae. Gene Ontology annotation, biological process: cell-cell junction assembly; calcium-dependent cell-cell adhesion; cell morphogenesis. The record is from RefSeq and is a predicted model, not a curated record. Gene Ontology annotation, cellular component: adherens junction; plasma membrane; catenin complex. Bases 37 to 2547 code for a protein of 836 amino acids. The transcript is spliced from 16 exons.
GCAGCUGGACCCUUCUUCCAGGUGACAGCUGCCACCAUGGGGGCUCCGGCCCUCCUGUGGCCUCCACUGCUAUUACCAUUGUUCAUAGUGCUGUUUGGCCAAACUCCGGGGACCAAGGCCCAAGGUAUGUUCUGCUCUGUGAACCAAACGGUUUUUCAAGUGGAGGAGAACUCGAAUGUUUCUGAGCCACUGGUGAACAUUUCGGUCCCAGGAGACCUGCGGGUGACCCUGGGAUCCUCAUCCACUCCUUUCGCAUUUAAGAUCGUGGACAAUCAGCUGUUUCUCAACGUGACUCCAGAUUAUGAGGAAACCACAUCACUGGAGGCAGUCCUGGAGUGCAAGAGAGGAGAGGUUCCGGUGACAGUGUUGAGGGUGUUCGUGGCUGUCCUGGAUGUCAAUGACAAUCCCCCAGUGUUUCCCUUUACAGUCAAGAGCUAUGAUGUAGCAGAGGACACCAGAGUGGGCACAACCGUCAUCCCCGAGACAGAACUGGAGGCCAAAGACGCUGAUAAAGAUGACACCCUAUUUUACACCCUCCAAGAAGUGACCCCGAACGCUAGCAGCUUCUUCUCCCUCGUGGGGGUAAACAACCCUGCUCUGAGGCUGCAGCAGGCCCUGGAUUUCUACAAAAUUCAGAACAUGACCUUCAAGCUGCUGGCACGGGAUACUUGGGAUGAACAGGCACAGCUCAGCCACACGGCCACUGCCACCCUGGUCCUGAACGUGCUUCCGGCUGACCUGCGAACCCCCUGGUUCUUGCCUUGCUCCUUCUCAGAUGGCUACUUCUGCAUCCAGGCGCAGUACCAUGGGGUGGUCCCCACUGGACACAUACUGCCAUCCCCCCUCAUCUUGAGUCCUGGUCCCAUCUAUGCUGUGGACGGAGAUCAGGGCAUUAACCAGCCUAUCAUCUACAGCAUUGUAGCGGGAAACACGGACGACACAUUUAUCAUCAACGCAGACUCUGGCAACCUCACGAUGGCCAAAAGUAUCCCCAGCCCCAUGAGCUUCACCCUGCUGGUCAGGGCUGAUCAGACUGAUAUGGCCCGCUACUCAAUGACCCAGGCCAUUGUGGAGGCCCGUGGCGGAGAACUCCAGUUCUCUCAGAGCCUGUACCAUGGCACAGUGGUGCUUGGUGCUGAGGCUGGUACAGAAGUGAAGGACAGGACCUCCCCUUCUGAGAUCCUGAGGAUCCAGGCUCAGUACUCAGGCUUCCCGGACCUCAACUCGGCCAUCACAUAUCAAAUCACCAACUCCUCAGAUUUCAAGAUGGACGAGGAUGUCAUAGUGACCACUGUGGCUAUGAAGCGUGCAGAAGUCAUCUAUGUAGAGGUAGAAGCUACCAGUACUGUGACUAAGGACACAGCCACCUCUGUUGUUGAGAUCCAAGUGUCAGGGCAGGAGCCCCCCUCCACAGAGUCCCCCACACCCCCAGAAGCUGGAGGAACAACUGGGCCUUCAAGUAGCACCACUUUGGAAACCCCCACGACCUCUGGGACCUCUCAAGGACCUGCUACAACCAGCUCUGGGGGAAGUGCUGGCCCAUUUCCACCCUCAGGCACAACUCUAAGUCCCCCUGCCUCUGCCUCAUCUACACCUGGGGGGUUCCCUACUCUUGGAAUCAGCACCUCCCCCCAGACAGCCACACCCAGUGAGGGCUCAACACAGACCCCCCAGCCAGGAACCUCUCAGCCAAUGGUCCCCAUUACAGGAACAAGUACCACUUCUCAGCCAGCCACACCCAGUGAAGGCUCAACACAGACCCCCCAGCCAGGAACCUCUCAGCCAGUGGUCCCCAUUACAGGAACAAGCACCUCUUCUCAGCCAGCUACACCCAGUGGAGGCUCAACACAGACCCCCAAACCAGGAACCUCUCAGCCGACAGCCACUACGUCCGUCAGGAACCCCUCACCCUCAGGUAAAGGCGAGCUGGGUGACAGCCAGCGAUUUUCCACGGUGGACAUGGCAGUGCUGGGCGGGGUGCUAGGUGCACUCUUGUUGCUGGCUCUCAUCUGCCUGGUCAUCCUCAUCCAUAAGCACUACGGUCAUCGGUUCAACUGUUGCUCUGGCAAGGCUUCGGAGCCGCCGCCGCCGCCGAAUGACUAUGACAACGUGACCUUCCUCCCAGACCACAAGGCCAGCUGGUCGCCCACCUCCAACCCGCAGCCGCAGUCAGGCCCCGAGGCCGCCCAGCCGCCCUCUGGGCCCCAUAGCCCCAUGUUCUCCAGACCCACGCCCCCCAGCUCAGCACCUCCGAGCCCCAAGCUCAGAGCUCCCGAGUCUCCUAAGACCGUCCAGGCCGGAGACAGUCCUUCCGCCGUGAGGUCUAUCCUGACUAAGGAGCGGCGGCCAGAGGGGGAGGGCGGCUACAAAGCAGUUUGGUUCGGCAAGGACAUCAGGGAGGAGGCUGACGUGGUGGUCCUCAACGAGCCCACAGCAGACAUGGACAGCGCCAGUGCCACGGGAAGUGAGGGUAGCGAUGAUGAUGAUGGCCCUGACCAGAAUAAGGGUCCUCACUUUGGCGCCGGUGACGACAGCACUUACAUCUAGCGCAGCAACCCGGCCCUCCU